GAUGCGGUGAAAUAGCAAAGGCGAAGGAAAGCACCGCUCUUAACCAGGAUUAAUUCAAAGGACAAGACGCCGUCGGUGCAAUUAGCUGAGAUACCAGCAAAGCUCACAUGGGACCCAUGUAGGAAGUUUAAGUCAUUUCAGACGGUUUGUUACGGCGGUCUUCAUGUGAGCUGUUUGGGUUUUUUACGGAGUGUUUAUAUCUCCCAGUGGCUAGCUCGAGCCUCGGUUAGCGGGUGCGCAGACAAACGGCUUCUCUGUGAGAUGAUAAUCGGACUCGCGGCAGUUUAACCUGAUAUAGCACUCCCUCUUUUCCUUGUUCAGGGCAGCUGUCGGCGUGUUUGGUGUUUUUCUUUUUUUUUUUUAGAAGCGUUUAGAUUCUUUUUUGUAGCAAGUCAAAACACAGCCAAUCUGUUUGUAAUUAAGCAAACAAAAAAACCCGAGGAUUUUGGCCCAUCAAGCCCACGGGUUUGCUAUUUAAAGAAGUAAAUAGAGUCUAAAGGCAAUUAUAGAACUUUACAAAAUGGCUGUACCCCGGACUUCAGUCUCUUCCAGGAAAAACCUGCCGAUAGUUUGUAAAUAGCAUUUCCUUGUCAGCUGUUUGGCUCCACGACUUUUUUUUUGUUGUUGUUCUGCUGGUAGAGGACCUUAACUACACCCUGUGUUGGAAACUGAAGAGGAAUAUCUUUUAUUUAUUUAUUUAUUCUCGUUUGUCUGAGGAAAGUUUUUAUUCCAUACGCUGAGAUCUUCAACUCAACAGUGAAGGAUGAAUGGCCUCUCUUUCAAAGAGCUCUGCUGCCUGUUCUGUUGCCCACCAUGUCCGAGUCGCAUCGCAUCCAAGCUGGCCUUCUUGCCUCCGGAGCCCACAUACGCCUUUCUUCCAGACCCUGAAGCGGACCCCCCCACACUGGGCGCAUCCGGGACGUCGAACCUACGGUCAAGGAGUGGAGCUUCGGUUUCUGGAGGAGCCGGUGGGGUGGAGGGGAAGUGGAAGCUUCACCUGACAGAUCGAGCAGAGUUUCAGUAUAAUCAGCGAGAUCUCGAUGAGAUCGAAGUGUCCUUCACUCGUUCCAGCAGGGGAAACCGAAUCGGCUGCAUGUACAUCCGUGUUGCAGGGAAUGCCAGAUUUACCGUCCUUUUCUCCCAUGGAAACGCAGUCGACCUGGGCCAGAUGAGCAGCUUCUACAUUGGCCUCGGCAGCCGUAUCGGCUGCAACAUCUUCUCCUAUGACUACUCAGGUUAUGGAGUCAGCACAGGCAAACCCACCGAGAAGAACCUGUACGCGGACAUAGACGCUGCCUGGCAUGCCCUGCGUACGCGGUAUUGCAUAAUCCCAGAGAACAUUAUCCUGUACGGACAGAGCAUCGGCACAGUUCCCACUGUGGACUUGGCUUCGCGGUACGAGUGUGCCGCCGUCAUUCUUCACUCACCUUUAACGUCUGGGAUGAGAGUUGCCUUUCCUGACACAAAGAAAACCUACUGCUUUGAUGUUUUCCCCAACAUUGAAAAAGUGUCUAAAAUCACUUCUCCGGUUCUCAUUAUCCACGGGACGGAGGACGAGGUGAUCGACUUUUCUCACGGCCUGGCCCUGUAUGAGCGCUGCCCGAAGGCCGUGGAGCCCCUCUGGGUGGAGGGCGCUGGACACAAUGACAUUGAGUUGUACGUUCAGUAUCUGGAUCGCCUCCGGCGUUUCAUUGGACAAGAAUUGGCUGUUCAGCACGCCUGACCUUCACGAGAGCAUCAUCAUGUCAUUUGAUUCUUCCUCCGGCACUUAACACGCUGCCUCCCUGUGUGGAAGACGGGAAUAAUGUCUUCUUAACUGUCCAUCAUGGCCCGCUGGACUACAGUGUCCCACGUUUCUACUGUAGGCCUCCACAUAGACCACGGACCGAUGAGGCACAAAGAGAUCUUUAUAAUCAGAUACGUUUAAGUGUGGAAGACGACGUUUAGACGGUUUCACUUAGCAGAAACCUAAAUAGUACUGAUCAUGUUUUAACAGAGCAGAUAAUGUAUCUAUUCGGUGCAAUAACAUGGACACAGUCCACAGAACAAUGGCAUUUGAUGAUGUUCAAAGAUAAGAAACCAUGGAGAUUUUCUAGUCUACUUAUACAUUGUGUGUGUGUGCGUGUGUGUGUGUCUCUAUGUGUAAAACUUUAAUCUGUUAACUAAAGUUGGCAGAAUAAUAUUGAAGCAUGGGAAACACUUUUGUUCUAAAAGUCUUCAUGCUAAAAAUGGGGAUUUUUUUUCCGUUUUUUUUAACAGAAAUUUUAAAUGAGACUCCAUAUCGGAUUUUACAUCAAGUAAUCAUGAGAUUUUUGUUUAAUCUCUAACACACCUCUAGAAUCAAGUGGAAACUUUUAAUAAAUAUAGACUCGGAUUAGGUUUGGUUUACUCUAUAGUCUUUGUUUGUCGUGGCAUUGGACUGCACUGCGUUGGAGGAAGUUUUCUGUCUUACGCGUGAACUGUGGUCUGAAUUUUUCGGGUGGAAAAGGGACAUCUGUACUGAUUUAAGCUUGUACUCUGAGUCUUUGAUUUAGUCUUCACUGUACUCAAUGUUUUCCUCAGGUAAACUUGUUUUUGACAUUUGGAUGGGAGCGUUCCAAACUCAUUCUGUUUAUUUUAAUAAGCUGAAUAUUUCUACAGGUUAUUUCAUGUCCUCCUUUUUUAUUGUAAACCAAGUAAUAAUUCAAACUUUGAUCCAAAAACCAAUAUACUCUUUGCAGGAAAGAUUGAUGAACCUUUGUCCUCCAUCUUUUUUUCUUACCAACUCGUGUAGAUCCCCGUUGGGGAGUGGGAAUGGACAGAAGAAAGACAUUCAGAAUGUCUUCAAGUGAAACACUAAAGUUAUUCCUUUUUGUUGAUCUUUUCUUUCACACCAGCUCAUGUUUGCACGUUGUUUUGCGACAGGAAGGUUAGCGUUAACACUAAACGGGCCUGGGUCAUCAACUUCAAACCUGUAAACAUCUUUUUAAUAUUGGUACUGCUUAGAUGCCUUUCUAGCAUCAUACAGUGAAUAAAACAUUUUUUCUGAAGAAUUAUGUUGACUAAAAAACAAUAAUUCCCACUGUAAAUACAGAGGAAUGCAGGAUCUAAGUACAGUAACUUUUUUUAUUGUGAAGCACGACCUUUUUGCACAAUUUCAAGCUAAAAGACGUUUUCAGGGGCUUCCCUCUGUCUUCAGUCUUUUUGAUGAUCUGUAAACACUAACAUUUAUGCACAAGCUCUACAUUUUUACAAGUCCUGGUUUUCUUACAAUCUCAAUUCUUUUUCUUUGCAGAUUUUUUUCCAAUUUUUAUAUUAAAACUUAUUUUUUAAUGGGACUAAUAUUUUGAGCUUGGUUUGGGAAGAAAAGGUAAUAAUGUCCCUCCCACUUAGCUUUGUUUUUUUUUUAUUUUGUCCACAGGCUGCAAACUACCAAAGUUUUAAAUCAUAAUGAAACUCUCUGUGUUUAAAGCAAAGAUUACACCAUUGUUUACCCUUUAUAGGUUCUUCUUUUAGCUCCGAGAGAUGCAAUGCAGCAAUUUUCAAGGUUCUUCAUCAGUUCCUGAACCAAAAUGUCACUCAACGUUUCUGUUGCUGAUGUUUUUUGUCUGAUAUGCAUCAGGGCGAAAGGUUCAAAGUUGAAUUUUUUUUCCGUCUCUUAUUGAUGUGAUCUUAUGUGUUCUAAGUUUGCAUCCAUGUGUGAGUUUGAAUCUUUAUGUAAAUGGCUUCUUUUCUUACAAACUGCAGAUCUCAUGUAAAUGCUCCCAUUCUUUAUUGUACUGACAUUUUCUUUUUUUUUUAGGUUUAAAAGAUUUAGUUUUUCUUCAAGAAUUGAAAAGAAUGAGUCAAUAAAAAAUACCCUGAAGUUAA
Messenger RNA from Poeciliopsis prolifica (blackstripe livebearer), 3849 nucleotides. RefSeq names its product abhydrolase domain containing 17A, depalmitoylase b (gene abhd17ab). The record is from RefSeq and is a predicted model, not a curated record. Gene Ontology annotation, biological process: protein depalmitoylation. The transcript has 5 exons. The coding region runs from base 764 to 1723 and encodes 319 amino acids. Gene Ontology annotation, molecular function: palmitoyl-(protein) hydrolase activity. Gene Ontology annotation, cellular component: endosome membrane; plasma membrane. Lineage: Eukaryota; Metazoa; Chordata; Actinopteri; Cyprinodontiformes; Poeciliidae.